Molecule: messenger RNA, 1542 nt
Organism: Clonostachys byssicola
Lineage: Eukaryota; Fungi; Ascomycota; Sordariomycetes; Hypocreales; Bionectriaceae
Source: the annotation of a GenBank genome assembly
AUGAGCGAUCCUUAUUCUGAAGACCGGGUUGCAAGAUUUAUUGAAUCUUUACCCGAUGAAACUUUGUGCCCUCCAUGGGCUGAUCAACAGGUGGACCUAAAUCGCGUCCAACCGAAAGAGCAAGGCGACCACACAUCGGGAGCGCAAUUACCAGAGAAGCAGUGCGAUGAAACCGAGACAUACUUUGAUCAAGCGGUUGAGGGACGAGAAACCAUAACCACAACGGUCAGUUCAGAGAGCCUUUGUUCACUCUUGAAGGCCAUGGGAAAGCAUGAAUGGACAGCCCAUGGCAACAAAUGGGAAGAAGGGUUCAUAGGAGAAGACGAAGACCAAGCAAUAUGGUUACGCGUACACAAAAAAAAGGUGAAGAAUGAGCGAUGUCAAAGGCUCCUAAUGUUCAUACACAACCUAUGGCUCCUCUACCAAAAGGCUCCUUCGGUCCAUGGUAUGGACCAACAGACGUCUGGUGUUCAUAAGAAGUAUGCCGAGAGGUUUGGCGAUUUGAUGCAUUAUAUCCCAUCUACGGUCGAUAAAGUAUGCAACAAGGCACAUGACGACCUGUCGAAGAUGCCAGACGAAAGGAAGCACGCUGCCAAUACUGCAGAAAUCUUGCGGAGUCAAAUCAUUCCUCUGCUCCUGUUGGUAGCAAAGUCAGUCUUUAUGACGGGGAGCCAAGAGAAAACGGGUGGCAGUUCUCAAGCCCUGCCUUCAAGGGGAACCUUUACUAUUUCUGCAAUUUGGGUACUGCGUCAGAUUAUGGAUUGGGUAAAAAGACUGCGCCUUGCGAUGAUUGAUGAGCUGGAAGUCAAUCCACCCUUUUGUGAGAACGCGGAUACUGCAACGAGACGUAGAGAAUCUCAAGAAAUAUCCAAAGAACUCCGCCAGCUCAAAUUACCAAACCGGCACAUCAAGAAAUUUGCAACCAGUCUUACAAAAGCAUACGAGGAGUUGGAGGAAGAGGCUAAUAGGCCAAAGAGAAAGAGGGAGGCUAUGGAAGAAGAUAGACGGAUACGGCAGAAGCGAGAAGACAAAAAGAGAAUGGAGGAGGAGGCGGUCGAGCGGCGCAUGGCACUAUUUCGAUCAUCUGUUCAAGCGUUCCAGGCUCGAACAUCGACCCAGAAUUCCCACAGCCAGGAAGCAGAAGGUCACGAACAGACACACAAGGAUGCAGACGAAGACCAAUUUACUCAGAUGCCAACUUCACAGGGACUGGCUGAAGUUGAUCCAGCCUCUAAUGCCCACGGAGAUCGGAAACGCAGCCAGAAACAGAACCGUUGGGUGAAGGAGGAGCGGUCGGCCAGUAGUCAGCCAAGCCAGAGUCUACCGCAGGGCGAAGCUCGCCAAAAAGUCUCUUGGUCCUAUGAAGAGAGCAAUAUUCUCCUUACACUGAUUCGCACGACGUCACAGCUAAGCCCGGUGGAUUUAACAGAACAACUACCGGGACGAAACGAGCAAGAGAUAAGACAGAAGAUAGGCGAGCUCAAGGAAACGUCGCGCAAAUUCUAUAAGGAGCGUGGGUUGAUACUUCCGAAGUGGUGUUGA